CACUUUUCUGCCAAACUGAAACUCUCCGGUUGAGACCGAGGGAGGAAGAUGGCGGCCACUGACCGUUCCCGGUCCGAUGCUGCGAAGCAGCGGCGGCAGGAUCAGCUGCAGCGGUGGCAGGGCUCGGAGACGGACCAGACCGGGACAGAAGCGAGAGGCCUGUCCUCCGCUUCCGGAAACCGACGGGCCCGAGUGCGCUUCGCUCAGGGCGCCGUGUUUAUGGCCGCCUGCUCCGCCGGGGACCGGGAGGAGGUGGCGGAGCUUUUGCGACAGGGAGCCGAUAUCAACCACGCCAACGUAGACGGAUUGACUGCGCUGCAUCAGGCGUGUAUUGAUGAAAAUGCAGAAAUGGUUCAGUUUCUGAUGGAGAGCGGCAGUGACGUGAACAGAGGAGACAAUGAAGGCUGGACGCCCCUUCAUGCGUCUGCGUCCUGCGGUUUCAUCCAGAUCGCAAAGUACUUGAUAGAUCAUGGCGCACAUGUUGGAGCGGUGAACAGCGAGGGUGAACUUCCUUUGGACGUCGCCACGGAGGAUGCCAUGGAGAGAUUGCUGAAAGCAGAGAUUAAAAAACAGGGUAUUGACGUGGAACAUGCAAGGAGAGAAGAGGAGAGAGUGAUGUUACAUGACGCAAUGUCUGUGCUAGAAGGAGGAGGCUCUCUGCUCCCGCAUCAAAACACUCGGGCCACAGCGCUGCAUGUUGCUGCUGCUAAAGGAUACAUUGAGGUGUUAAAGGUGCUGUUAAAGUGUCCGUUAGACGUGGACAGUCGGGACAGUGAUGGCUGGACGCCUCUCCAUGCUGCGGCUCACUGGGGUCAGGAUGAGGCCUGCGGUCUUCUCGCUGAGCACAUGUGCGACAUGAGCGCUGUCAAUAAUGUGGGCCAAACUCCACUCGAUGUUGCCGAUGAGAACAUUGUUGAUAACUUGGAGGAACUGCAGAAGAAGCAGAAUGCUAUGCGUUCAGAGAAACAGAAGAUCCAGACCCCCGUCAUUGACACCAGCCCACCUGUUUCAAUGGCACCAGCUCGCCCUCGCAGGACAUCCAUUUCUCGUAUGAGCAGCAGAGAGAAGAUCACCCUGCAUGAGAGAGAGAAACAUGCCCCGCCCACACUCCAGACUCCUCCCACCGAAGAGGAAGAGGAAGAGUCGCGUGCAACAGUCCCACCCAAAGCCUCCAGCAGCUCCAGUUCAGAGGAAGAGAGUGAAUCAGAGAGUGACGCUGAGUCAGAAAAAGCUAAAACCCGGGAAAUGAUCAACAACUUGAACAACAAACGCAACAAUGCUGCUCCUGUAGCAACCACUUUGGUGACCAAUACUGCCGGAAAUCAGGCCGAACCUGUUCGGGCCACAGUAACAGAAGCUCCUGGUUCCUGGAGAACAUCUUUGCGUAAAGCAGGAAGUUCUGUAACUCUGGGCCCUACGGGGGCUUCUGACCCAUCCAGUGAGGCCCUCAAGGAGAAUAAACUGGGAAUGGCACGCUCAUUAUCUAGUCCCAGACUAAGCUCUGAAUCUGAUAAUAAGGAACCCAGGUUGGCCCGCGUGCAGCCCACUCCAUCUCGGCGUUUGUUCAGUAUCUCAGACACCACCACCACUAACCCCGACAACACCAGCAGCUUGUUAAGCCGGAGCUUAUCGUACACUCGCCGGUUGAACAGCCAGUCCUCUAGUGAGAUGUCGGGUCAGAACCCACUGUUACCUCACAGCUCGUCUUAUGGAAGGAAGCUUGAUGACCCCUCAGUGACCUCUGUAACCAUGGGAACCUCUGGACUCAGUCGCCUCAAUAAUCUAGUGGCUCAAAGGUCAGCUCAGGAGGAGGCCGAGAAGAAGAAGGAACCCGUUUCUGUGAUGACCUCCAAUUCUACAACCACGACAACCACAGCAGGCGAGCCAGAGACCAAACAGAGACGCAAGUCCUAUCUGACUCCGGUGCGUGAUGAGGAGGCGGAGGCUCAGAGAAAGGCCAGAUCCAGACACGCCCGCCAGUCCAGGCGUUCCACUCAGGGUGUCACUCUCACAGACCUGCAGGAAGCAGAGAAGACAAUGACGGAAAACAGGGGAAAAGAGAAGAAAGAGGACGAGGAAAAAGAAGCAAAGCAAAAGAAGGCAGAGGAAGGGGAGGUGAGCUGGCGGUCUCGUAUUGCUAACCUGCAGAAGUCGGAUUUAUUAGGACUCACACACCCGCCUGGUGCUCCACGUCCUGACAGACAGGAUUUGGACAGUGCUAUCGCAGAAAUUGAGGAGCGUGCGAGGGAGCGCAGGCGGGCCAGAGCUCGCAGGAGAGGAAGAACAGGAGAGAACGAUGAUAAUGAGCCCAGUGGAGAGGAUGAGAGUGGUGGUGGGCGGGACCCACAGACAGACAGACACAUGAGCAGCAGGUCUGAUCCAGUAUUGAAUGACAAAUCCAGGGACUUUAAAAAGUUGUUCGAGGAGAUGUCCAGGGAAAACCGCCGUCUGCAGUCACAGUUAUCAGACACGCAGAGAACUAUUUCACUGACACGAGUGGAGCUGGAAAAAGCCACACAGCGGCAGGAGAGGUUCACAGACUGCACGGCUCUGUUGGAAAUGGAAAAGAAGGAAAGAAAAAUGUUAGAGAGGCGUGCCUCUGAAUUGGAAGAGGAGUUGAAGGUUUUAGGGGAUCUGAGAGCCGAUAACCAGAGGCUGAAGGACGAGAAUGGAGCGCUAAUCAGAGUCAUCAGCAAACUCUCCAAAUAGACAGAGAAGAAGAGUGAAAGAGAAAGAGAAAAAGA
This is a messenger RNA of Xyrauchen texanus (razorback sucker), 2744 nucleotides long. Its product is annotated as protein phosphatase 1 regulatory subunit 12A. Gene Ontology annotation, cellular component: cytoplasm; Z disc; A band. Gene Ontology annotation, biological process: signal transduction. The record is from RefSeq and is a predicted model, not a curated record. Lineage: Eukaryota; Metazoa; Chordata; Actinopteri; Cypriniformes; Catostomidae. Bases 49 to 2709 code for a protein of 886 amino acids. Gene Ontology annotation, molecular function: enzyme inhibitor activity; protein kinase binding; phosphatase regulator activity. The transcript is spliced from 24 exons.